Candidozyma auris is the source of this 1014-nucleotide messenger RNA. RefSeq names its product AMP-activated serine/threonine-protein kinase regulatory subunit SNF4 (gene SNF4). Lineage: Eukaryota; Fungi; Ascomycota; Pichiomycetes; Serinales; Metschnikowiaceae. The transcript has a single exon. The coding region runs from base 1 to 1014 and encodes 337 amino acids. The record is from RefSeq and is a predicted model, not a curated record.
AUGGCCGAACUCUCCACGAAAUCGGCUAAUUACACCCCAAAUGACUAUAUCGAAAGCUUGUCUGCCGAACAGAUCGAACACGACCAGAGAAUCGGAAUCAAGGCCAUCCGCUUGUUCUUGCAAAGCAAAACAUCGUACGAUGUCUUGCCAGUAUCAUACCGCUUGAUCGUGUUGGACACGUCGUUGUUGGUUAAGAAGUCGUUGAACAUCUUGCUACAAAACAAUAUUGUCAGUGCUCCCUUGUGGAGUAACAAAACGUCUCGUUUUGCUGGUUUGUUGACCUCAAGUGAUUUUAUCAACGUUAUUCAGUACUACUUCCAGUUUCCUGAAAAGUUUGAGCUCGUCGACCAGUUGACCCUUGAUGGGUUGAGGGACAUUGAAAAGGAUAUCGGGGUAGCACCCAUCGAAACAGUGUACAUUCACCCAUUUAAAUCCUUGUACGAGGCUUGUGUGAAAAUGUUGGAGUCGAAGGCCAGGAGAAUCCCCUUGAUUGACGAGGACGAGAAGACCCACCGUGAAAUUGUUGUAUCCGUUUUGACGCAAUAUAGAAUCUUAAAGUUUGUGGCGUUGAACUGCAAGGAGACGAAGAUGUUGUUGAAGCCUAUUCGUGAUAUUUCCGGAUUGAAUCGGCCAAAGGAUAUCAGUACUUGUACCAUGAGCACGCCGGUGAUUGAGGUGAUUCACCUCUUAUCGCACAAGUCCGUUUCUUCCAUUCCUAUUGUGGACGAACAAGGCAAAUUAGUCAACGUCUACGAAGCCGUUGAUGUGUUGGCGUUGGUGAAGGCAGGUAUGUACACUGAUUUGGACUUGAGCGUUGGAGAGGCGUUACUUAGGAGACCUGAAGACUUCGAAGGUGUUCACACAUGCACGCAGAACGACAGACUCAGCACGAUUAUGGACACAAUCAGAAAGUCGAGACUUCAUAGGUUGUUCGUGGUGGACGAUGAGGGAAAGUUGGUGAGUGUGAUAACGUUGAGCGAUAUCUUGAACUACUUACUUUUUGGAGAGGACUAG